Molecule: messenger RNA, 1648 nt
Organism: Synchiropus splendidus (mandarinfish)
Lineage: Eukaryota; Metazoa; Chordata; Actinopteri; Syngnathiformes; Callionymidae
Product: cytochrome P450 2F5-like
Exons: 9
Coding region: 64-1512 (482 amino acids)
Biological process (GO): xenobiotic metabolic process
Cellular component (GO): intracellular membrane-bounded organelle; cytoplasm
Molecular function (GO): oxidoreductase activity, acting on paired donors, with incorporation or reduction of molecular oxygen, reduced flavin or flavoprotein as one donor, and incorporation of one atom of oxygen; heme binding; iron ion binding
Source: RefSeq, a predicted model, not a curated record
GAAACGUUUCAGAACAUUAGUCCCUGGCUCUGCACACUGCAGAGCUCCUCUUCUCUCUGGGCCAUGGAACUCUCUGCGGGACUGUUUCUGGGGCUUCUGUUCCUGAUCCUGCUGUGGCUCUUCACCCUGAAGACCCGCAGGACUCUCAACCUGCCCCCCGGACCCGCCGGACUCCCUCUGAUCGGAAACCUGCUGCAGCUGGACAAGAACGCUCCUUUCAAAAGUUUGGUUCAGCUGAGUAAAACCUACGGACCAGUGGUGACCGUGUACUUGGGUCCUCGGAGGGUUGUGGUUCUGAUGGGCUAUGAGGCUGUGAAAGAGGCCCUGGUGGACCAGGCGGAGGACUUCACCGGCCGGGCUCCAUUUCCUUUCCUGACGAAAGUGACAAAAGGCUACGGUUUGGCGAUCAGCAAUGGGGAACGCUGGCGGCAGCUGCGGCGCUUCACCCUGACGACGCUCAGAGACUUCGGAAUGGGACGGAGGGGGAUGGAAGCCUGGAUCCAGGAGGAGAGCAGACACCUGGUGGCCAGGAUCAAAACUACACAAUCAUCACUCUUUGAACCCACCUACUUCCUGAGCUGCUCCGUGUCCAAUGUGAUCUGCUGCCUGGUGUUCGGUCAACGCUUCGAGUACGAGGACGAGCGUUUCCUGCACCUGCUGAAGAUCAUCUCAGAGGUCCUGAGGUUCGGGAGCACCCCCAGAGGACAGUUGUACAACAUCUUUCCUUGGCUAAUGGACAUCAUCCCGGGUCGCCAUCACACCGUCUUCAGCCUGAUGCAGGAGCUAAAUCAUUUCAUCAUGAUCAAGAUCCAGGAGCAUCAGGACUCACUGGACCCGGCCUCACCCCGGGACCUCAUUGACUGCUUCCUCACCAGACUCUACCAGGAGAAGCAGGAUCCCUCCACAGAGUUCCACCACGAGAACCUGGUGGGGACGGUCUUCGAUCUGUUCCUGGCUGGAACAGAAACCACCGCCUCCACAAUCACGUACGCCCUCAACGUCCUCAUCAAGUACCCCAAAAUACAAGAGGAGACGCAGCAGGAGAUCGACUCGGUGGUGGGGCGACAGCGCUCUCCCUCCAUGGAGGACAGGAAGUCGCUCCCGUUCACCGACGCCGUCAUCCAUGAGAUCCAGAGGAUGGUGGACCUUACCCCGCUGGGGGUUCCUCACUACACCCUCAAAGACAUUUCCUUCAGAGGCUUCAACAUUCCCAAGGGCACCGUCAUUAUACCGCUGCUGCACUCAGUGCUGAAGAGUGAGAAGAGUUGGGAGUCACCGCUUGACUUCAACCCUCAACACUUCCUGGACCAGAACGGAAACUUCAAGAGUAAGCGGGCGUGCGUGGGAGAGUCGCUGGCCAGGAUGGAGCUCUUCCUCUUCAUGGUGUCGCUGCUGCAGAGCUUCACCUUCUCCUGCCCGGGGGGACCCGACAGCGUGGACCUGAACCCCGAGUACAGCAGCUUCGCCAACCUGCCGCGCAGGAACCAGAUCAUAGCCACGCCCCGUUGUUGAUGACGCCAUUCACUCAUUCAUGAAUGUGAAUAUAAAGGCACUGGGCGAUCCUGAAAUAUUACCGCCCUCUAGUGGUCCAACAAGAAAGUAAAGGGCUAGAAUUUGGAAAUAAAAGCGAAAAAAAUAAACAGAAACA